AUGCCCCAAGACGACAACCCGUGCAAUCCUGCCAGCGGGCAGCCGGCCCCAGACUACAAUCCACCCACGGCGACUCCAGCGAACACCAAUGACCUGUACAAGAAGCUGUCACCUGAGAGACAGAAGGGCGUCGAUGAAAUGCUGAAAGCGAAGGCGGAGAAAGAGAAGGCGCAAAAAUAG
Anthostomella pinea is the source of this 180-nucleotide messenger RNA. The record is from the annotation of a GenBank genome assembly. NCBI's taxonomy places the organism in Eukaryota, Fungi, Ascomycota, Sordariomycetes, Xylariales, Xylariaceae.